AUGCAGAAGGCGACGCGUCUCAGCGUGGCGACCACGACCAUCUUCUACAUGCUGUGCGGGUGCAUGGGGUACGCAGCGUUCGGCGACGCCGCGCCAGACAACCUCCUCACGGGAUUCGGCUUCUACGAGCCCUUCUGGCUGCUCGACGUCGCCAACGUCGCCAUCGUCGUGCACCUUGUCGGCGCGUACCAGGUGUUCUGCCAGCCCAUCUUCGCCUUCGUCGAGCGCCGCGCCGCUGCGGCCUGGCCGCACAGCGCCUUCAUCUCACCGUAG
Molecule: messenger RNA, 273 nt
Organism: Miscanthus lutarioriparius
Lineage: Eukaryota; Viridiplantae; Streptophyta; Magnoliopsida; Poales; Poaceae
Source: the annotation of a GenBank genome assembly